Pisolithus orientalis is the source of this 543-nucleotide messenger RNA. RefSeq lists its product as uncharacterized. The transcript has 3 exons. The record is from RefSeq and is a predicted model, not a curated record. Bases 175 to 357 code for a protein of 60 amino acids. Lineage: Eukaryota; Fungi; Basidiomycota; Agaricomycetes; Boletales; Pisolithaceae.
GAGGCUGAGAGUUCGGAAGACGAAAACGAGUGCAACUCCACCAGCGAAAGAGCAGAAGAGGAAAGACUCCUAUCCACUACGCCAAACCCUGCUUCGAAGGCAACUUCUGGAACACGACCCGGUCCUCAGCAACCUCGCAUCCCCAUACUGGAUUCAUCAAAAGUCAAGAAGAUUAUGGACUGGCGUGCUCACGUGGCUUCCCAGUUAGCUUCCCAGUCGAGGGGCGUCCAAGUCGAGCUCACUGCGAACAAACGCAGAGGCGGUUAUCUGGAGAGAGUCGAUUUCUUACAGAGAGUCCAAGAUAGGCGGCAAGAUGUACUGGAAGACCCCAGACCGAACAAACGAAGGAAGAAAUAGUCUAUGGACUUUUGGCUGCAUGCAAUGCAGACAGAUGGUAUAUGCUGUGACCCAUCGACUUUCAAGGCAAAUUCCUUGAAUACACCAUCGCAGUACUUCUGCGAUGCUUAUUCUGGACGGUCAGAAUGCACGUGACCGCGUUUCCUUCCGAAACAUUUUAGCACCUGACUGAGAUGGACACCGUCU